AUGGACGGGACAAUGAUAGGACCACACCUCCUCAUUGCCACUUGGGCAUCAUUCAAUGGAUUGAAAAAAAAUGUUGAUUUCGCUAAACGAAAUGUGAACUCAAAGAGAUCCUUAGAUUAUUUUUUGGAGCUGAUGAAAGUGCCUCGAGUGGAAUCAAAAUUAAGAGUUUUUGCUUUCAAGAUUCAGUACGGUUGUCAGAUUACAGAGUUUAAGAGGAGUUUAAACACGGUGAACUCUGCCUGUGAAGAGGUCCGCAAUUCGCUAAAACUGAAGGAGAUUAUGAAGAAAAUUCUUUAUUUGGGUAAUACAUUAAAUCAAGGAACAGCAAGGGGAUCUGCUGUUGGAUUCAAGUUGGAAAGUCUUUUAAAGCUCACUGAUACUCGUGCUUCUAACAGUAGAAUGACACUGAUGCAUUAUCUUUGCAAGGUCCUAGCCGAAAAGUCUCCUGGACUCCUUGAUUUUCACCUGGGCCUUGUUAGCUUGGAAACAGCCACUAAGGUGAUUUUUUGGGUUUUGUGGUGCAUAAAAAGGGCAUUGAGAUCAACAAAAAUAAAGCUAAAGCCAUUCUCGAUACGAGUCCACCAACCAGCAAAAAGCAACUGCAAUCGUUACUGGGGAAGAUUAACUUCCUGAGGAGAUUCAUUACCAACCUCAGCGAGAAGACCAAGUCAUUUUCCUCGCUUCUUCGACUGAAGAAGGAAGAUGUGUUCCGCUGGGAAGCAGAGCACCAAAAGGCAUUUGAUGAACUCAAAGAGUACCUGUCCAACCCACCUGUGAUGGUAUCGCCCGUAAGAGGGAGGCCAAUGAAGCUGUAUAUCUCUGCCACAGAUGAAACCAUUGGAAGCAUGCUGGCUCAAGAAGAUGAAGAUGGCAACGAAAGGGCCAUAUUUUACAUAAGUAGGGUGUUGAAUGGCGC
Lotus japonicus is the source of this 916-nucleotide messenger RNA. RefSeq names its product formin-like protein 19. The coding region runs from base 1 to 633 and encodes 210 amino acids. The transcript has 8 exons. The record is from RefSeq and is a predicted model, not a curated record. NCBI's taxonomy places the organism in Eukaryota, Viridiplantae, Streptophyta, Magnoliopsida, Fabales, Fabaceae.